Messenger RNA from Arabidopsis lyrata subsp. lyrata, 2024 nucleotides. Its product is annotated as transcription factor MYC1. The transcript has 8 exons. Gene Ontology annotation, molecular function: protein dimerization activity. Bases 274 to 1854 code for a protein of 526 amino acids. The record is from RefSeq and is a predicted model, not a curated record. Lineage: Eukaryota; Viridiplantae; Streptophyta; Magnoliopsida; Brassicales; Brassicaceae.
AUAAAGAUGAGUCACUCCAAAAACCAAGAUCAUGACCCAAGUCAACCACUCUCUCUCAUCAUUCAGACACAGUACUCGACUUUAAAGACACUCUUUAAGACUUUCCAUCAGGACCAAGCUGAGAAAGAGAAAGCAAUAAAGAAAGAAAGAAACUAAAGAAAAUAAAGCUUCAAUACCAAACCUUCUUUAAUAAAUUUUGCCUUUUGGUUGUCUCCUCUUUAUCAAUCACUUUGGUUCCAGACUUUUAAAAUCAGUUCAUCACGAUAUCUAGAUAUGUCUUUGACAAUGGCUGAUGGUGUAGAAGCUCCAGGAGGAAGAAGUAAAAGACAAAACAGCUUAUUAAGAAAACAACUUGCUUUAGCUGUAAGAAGUGUUCAAUGGAGCUACGCAAUCUUCUGGUCGUCUUCACUUACUCAACCUGGGGUUGUGGAGUGGGGAGAAGGAUGUUACAAUGGUGAUAUGAAGAAGAGGAAGAAGAGUUACGAAUCUCAUUAUAAAUAUGGUUUGCAGAGAAGCAAGCAGCUUCGGAAACUUUAUUUGUCUAUGCUUGAAGGAGAUAAUGGUACUACUACUGUUAGUACUACUCAUGAUGAUCACAAUGAUGAUGAUGAUGAUAAUUGUCGUCACAGUACAAGUAUGAUGCUGUCACCAGAUGACCUCUCUGAUGAAGAGUGGUACUAUUUAGUCUCCAUGUCCUAUGUCUUCUCUCCUUCUCAAUGUUUGCCUGGACGAGCUUCAGCGACGGGUGAGACCAUAUGGCUCUGCAAUGCUCAAUACGCGGAGAACAAGCUCUUCUCCCGUUCUUUGUUAGCAAGAAGCGCAUCGAUUCAGACUGUUGUGUGUUUCCCUUACUUGGGCGGUGUGAUUGAGCUGGGCGUCACUGAAUUGAUUUCGGAAGAUCAUAGUCUGCUUCAACACGUAAAAUCUUGCUUGUUGGAAAUUUCUGCACACCAAGACAACGAUGAUGAGAAGAAAAUGGGAAUUAAGAUCAUUGAAGAGAAGCAUCAGAUUCCAUUAGGUAUUUCUGAUGAAGACUUACAUUACAAAAGAACCAUUUCAACAGUACUCAACUACGCCGCGGAUAGGUCCAGUAAGAACAUCCAUCACCGUCAACCAAGUACGGUUUCUUCUGAUUCUGGCUCCAGUUUCUUGCGGUGGAAGCAAUGUGAGCAGCCAGACUCGGGUUUUGUUCAGAAAAAACAGUCACAUAAUGUUUUGCGGAAGAUAUUGCAUGAUGUUCCAUUGAUGCACACAAAGAGGAUGUUCCCAAGUCAGAAAUCUGGUCUGAAUCAAGAUGAUCCUUCGGAUACAAGAAAAGAGAACGAAAAGUUCAGUGUCCUUAGAACUAUGGUUCCCACUGUCAACGAGGUUGAUAAAGAAUCGAUACUGAAUAACACAAUCAAGUACUUGCAAGAACUGGAGGCAAGAGUAGAAGAGCUAGAAUCAUGUAUGGGAUCAGUUAACUUCGUAGAAAGACAAAGAAAGACGCCGGAGAACCUUAACGACUCUGUGUUGAUCGAAGAGACAUCAGGAAACUACGAUGAUAGCACGAAGAUCGAUGGUAAUUCAGGAGAAACCGAACAAGUCACUGUUUCCAGAGAUAAGACACAUUUGAGAGUUAAACUCAAAGAAACAGAAGUUGUGAUCGAAGUAAGAUGUUCUUACAGAGACUACAUAGUUGCAGACAUCAUGGAAACUCUGAGCAAUCUUCACAUGGAUGCUUUCUCUGUUAGAUCUCACACACUUAAUAAGUUCCUCACAUUGAAUCUCAAGGCCAAGUUUCGUGGGGCUGCAGUUGCGUCCGUAGGAAUGAUCAAGCGAGAGCUGAGAAGAGUCGUUGGUGAUUUGUUUUAAUGUUCUUCUUAGUAAAAAUCUUAUUGAUCUUAAACUUUUGAUGAAAUGUUAUAUUUAUUUAGACUUUCUUGAACCUAUAUGCAAUGUGCCAUUAACUUUACAUCAAGCUUUCCGGGUUUUUGUAUGUAAAGUUGGCGAAGAUUUGGUUGGAAUUUUCGACAUUUAUCUCU